AUGGACGCCAUCUCAUUCAUCGAAAAGACAUUCACAACGAUUUUGUCUCACCGAAACGGAACAAAGCUCUCGAUCAAUGGAAAAUCAAUGGAGCGAUGGAAAUUCCUGACCUCUCGUCUCAUCCAAUCAGGCACGAAAAAGAGAGCUUCUCAUCGAUGCAUUAUCCUUGACGGCGACAACUCACAAGGCCGUUUGGGGAUCUUGGCUGAUUCCAGUUGUCACGAAUUGACUCAUCUAAAUACGGAACUUGUCUCGAAUUGGGAUUUCCCGGGUGAUAAAAUGGAUUGGAUUGCAGCAAGCACAACACACAAACAUCGAUUUAGAGGAGGUGAAUGGACGUCAUCUCAUUCAUCGAAAAGACAUUCACAACGAUUUUGUCUCACCGAAACGGAACAAAGCUCUCGUACAAUGGAAAUGUUGGGAAAUGACAAUGAGCCGAUCGAUCAAAUCAUGGCUGAAAUCCUUUCAACGGUGAUUCUAAUCGAAGUCGCCAUCGUUUCAUCGUGCGGAAAAGAAAUAAUUGUGAUACAAAGAGAGACAAUUGUACACCACAAAGCACGGACAAAUUGCCCAUCUCGUGGUCUCCAUUUUAUUCCAUCUUGUUCAUUUCCCGCUUUCGAAUCAGAUUCCACGAAUCGACCACACUUUCAUCUGCGAAAGACAUGUCAACAAGAAAGCGGUUGG
Mesorhabditis belari is the source of this 684-nucleotide messenger RNA. NCBI's taxonomy places the organism in Eukaryota, Metazoa, Nematoda, Chromadorea, Rhabditida, Rhabditidae. The record is from the annotation of a GenBank genome assembly.